AUGGUUUUCAUUAUAUAUUGUAGAUAUUAUAAGCUGGUUGAUAAAGCUAUAGAUCCCAGCAUGAUUACACCUGUAGCAUCAGAAACAAUUGAAGGUUUAUACAAGUUUGUACCAAAAUCAUUACGUAUCGAGCAUCCUAAAGCUUCCAAGAUAUUUUUACAGGAAAUGGAAGAUGAUUACAGAUUUGCUUUAAGACAAGCCAUACUAAACUAUAUCUUAUUAGACCCUGUUGAACAAGAAAGGUUAGGAGUUCCUCUUCCAGAAAAGCCAUCAAAUAGUGCUGGAAGAUUUGAAUAUCCCUGGCAUGAUACAGUUCAAGACAUGAAAGAGUUUAUGAGCACAGAUUUAUAUUUAACACAUCCUAUCAUGAGACAAAUUUUAUUUCUUUUCCAUUCGAAAUAUGGUGAUUUUCGAUUGAUUAAUAUCUCAGAGCUAAGAAAAAUUAUGCCAAUAACAAUGGAAGAAUUUGUACAACAUGUAGAAAAAUCAAGUAAAGAUGGAGCUCGAUAUUUACGUAAGACGUGGAUUGAAGAUUGUUGUGAUAUUGUUGAUAAUUAUAGAGAUGAUAUUGAAUCAAUGAUGCCAAAAGAUAAUCAGGUAUAUCUUUUAAUGGAUAAAAUGGAUCAUUUCUUCGGAAGUGUAGCCUCAUUGAUGAGUGUGUUAUUAAGGCAGUGUGUCAAGAAUUCUAUUUAUGACUUAGUUGAUAUAAUAGAGAAAUAUUACGAGGGAAAUAGAUAUGAAGAAAGCUAUGAUAUAUUCUCAGGAUUAGCUUUACCUACUCUCAUACAUCCAGUUACGAUAUUUAUGCUUGAAAAUAAAGAAAAUACUGGUGUGUUAUUUAAGCCAUCAUUUACAGAUAUAUGUGAUUUCUUUAAUUUAUUAAUUGACACAAUGGUAUUGAGUGUCGUAGAAUUACCAAGAUUAGAAAAUAUUUUAUUUCAAACUGUCGAAGGUCUAGAUGUAAAAUAUAUUAGCACUGUACAAAGUAAUGAAGAAUUAGUAAUAGAAGCCAAAAACAGAAUACACAAAGUCGUUAUGGAAAACAGUCAUGGACCAAUAAAAUAUGAAACAGUAUAUGAACCAUAUAAAUACUUAUUAUCUACUGAUUCUGAUCAAACUGUACACAAGUUUAUCAGUAAAGAGAGACCAUUAAGAAUGUAUGUACAGGAAAUAGAGAAAUUAAGACGUAUGAUAUCAGAAGUGGGAUCAUUACCAGUUUUAGUUCCUAUGCACCUUUUUCACCUUGAUUGCACAAAUAUAAAUGAGUGGUUAAUAGAAAGGGCCAGGUCCUUAAUAGAUAAAAUGGUUUCUAAUAUAAUGACAACAAGCGUUGAGUUUAACAGAGCCAUAUGUGACCAGUAUAAACAAAUUGUAAAGAAUAAUGCCAAACACGCUGAGACUACAGAAGAAUUGGUAGAAUUACAAAAUUAUGUUGAAAAUUUAAAGAUAGGAGAAUUGUAUGAAUUGAAGGAUAAAUUAGAAAUAGCUGGUGGUAAUAUGUUGUUUUUAAUGGAUUAUGGCUAUUUAUCAUCAGAAGAUUUAUCUGUUAAUAAUACAACAUUUAAAUGGCCAGAUAGAAUUAUACCUAUUAUAUUAAAUACAAAAGAGAAAUUCUUAGAAGAAAUCAAACGUGUGACUGAAAGUGUUAAAGAAUUUAAACAAAAAGAUAAAAUUCCAGAAGCUGAAACAUAUCAUCAACAGUUACAAGAACUUGGUGUUAAACUGGAAGGCUUUAAGGAAGAGAAAGUCAAGAUUAAUACUGAAGAGUUAUUGUUAGGAAUGGAAACGCAAACUGUGUAUAAUGAUAUCAUAGAUUUAAUUGGUAUGAAAGAACCUUUUGAUAAACUCUGGUCUACAGCUGUAACAUUCCAUGAUCAAUAUGAAAAAUGGAUGAAUGGUCCACUCUUAGAAGUUAUUGCUGAAGAAGUAGAGGAAGAGGUACAAAAUCAAUGGAGGACAGCAUAUAAAUUAACAAAAAUAUUUGGUCAUCCUGAUCUGAAAGGUCCAUUAAAAGCAGCAGUGACUAUCAAGGCUAAACUGGAGAAGUUCAAGAUAAAUAUGCCACUAAUCAAUGCUCUUUGUAAUCCUGGUUUAAAGGAAAGACAUUGGAAUAAAAUGAGUAUGAAGGUUGGGUUUGAUGUGACACCUAAAGAAGAUACACCAUUAAAUGAUGUAUUAGGUAUUGGUUUAGAGAAAAACUUGGAUGUUUUAAUGGGUAUUAGUUCCCAAGCUAGUAAGGAAUUUUCGCUUGAGAAGGCACUGAAGAAAAUGAAAGAAGAUUGGGAGAAUAUGAAUUUUAAUUUUGUGGCCUAUAAAGAUACUGGUAUUAAUAUAUUAUCAGCCUUUGAUGAUAUACAAGUAUUAUUAGAUGAUCACAUUGUUAAAACAACAACCAUGAAAGGUUCACCAUUCAUUGGACCAUUUGAAAAAGAGGCUAGUGAGUGGGAUGUUCAGUUGCAUAGAAUGAGAGAUAUUUUAGAAUCGUGGUUAAAAGUUCAGAGUGCCUGGUUAUAUCUAGAACCUAUCUUUGGUUCUCAAGAUAUCAGAAACCAGAUUCCAGUAGAAGGGAAAAUGUUUGAAGAAGUUGAUGAACAUUGGAAAACUAUCAUGACAAAAGCUGUGGAAGAUACAAGUGCCUUGGUGGUUGUUGGACAAGAUGAGAUGUUAGAAAAACUACAGCAUUCAGAGUCCAUGUUAGAUGAUAUUCAGAAAGGAUUAAAUGAUUAUCUUGAAAAGAAACGAUUAUUUUUCCCCAGAUUUUUCUUCCUAUCAAAUGAUGAACUAUUGGAAAUAUUAUCUGAAACUAAAGAUCCUCUACGAGUUCAACCUCAUCUCAAGAAAUGUUUUGAAGGUAUUGCUCAAUUAACUUUUAAUGAAGAAAAGGUUAUAACAGCCAUGGAAUCUAAAGAGAAAGAGAGAGUUGAUUUUCCGAAGACUAUAACUCCAGCUGAAUCAAGGGGUUUAGUUGAAAAAUGGCUUCUUCAGGUGGAAGAAGCAAUGAAGUUUAGCUUAAGAACUGUCAUGACUAAAGCUGUAUUGGCCUAUCCUACUACACUACGUAAAGACUGGAUUUUACAAUGGCCUGGACAGAUAGUACUAGCUGCAAGUCAAACACAUUGGACAACAGAAGUAACACAGGCUAUCAAUAAUGGAGAAUUAAAUAGUUAUUUCAAUAAAAGUAAGAAACAAGUAGAGGAAGUGGUUGAAAUGGUUCGUGGUAAAUUAUCCAAGAUGGCAAGAAUAACACUAGAGGCUUUAAUUGUCAUUGACGUUCAUGCUCGAGAUGUUGUAAAAAAUCUUCAUGAUAUCAACACACGGAAAGAUACAGAUUUCUCAUGGAUAAGUCAGCUACGCUAUUAUUUUCAAGAUGAUGUUGUAAAUGUCCGUAUGAUAACAACUACUGUUGCCUAUGCCUAUGAAUAUUUAGGAAAUUCUGGGCGAUUGGUCAUUACUCCUCUGACUGACAGAUGUUAUAGAACAUUAAUGGGAGCUCUGUUAUUAAACUUGGGAGGAGCUCCAGAAGGGCCAGCAGGUACUGGUAAAACAGAAACAUCAAAAGAUCUAGCUAAAGCUGUAGCCAAACAGUGUGUUGUCUUUAAUUGUUCAGAUGGAUUAGAUUACAAAGCUAUGGGUAAAUUCUUCAAAGGUUUAGCCCAGUCAGGAGCUUGGGCUUGUUUUGACGAGUUCAAUAGAAUUGAACUUGAGGUAUUGUCAGUUAUUGCCCAACAAGUACAAACGAUACAGAGAGGUAUAGCUGAACAAUGUAAGACAUUUGUAUUUGAAGGAACAGAGAUAUUAUUAGAUCCUACAUGUACUAUAUUUAUUACUAUGAACCCAGGUUAUGCAGGACGUGCUGAAUUACCGGAUAAUUUAAAGGUACUAUUUCGAACAGUAGCCAUGAUGGUACCUGACUAUGGUAUGAUUGGUGAAAUAUCUUUAUAUUCUAUGGGAUUUGUUGAUGCUAAAAGUCUUGCUAUUAAAAUUGUUGCCACUUACAGACUUUGCUCAGAACAGUUAUCAUCUCAACAUCAUUAUGAUUAUGGUAUGAGAGCUGUCAAGUCUGUAUUAACAGCAGCAGGAACAUUAAAAUUGAAAUAUCCUGAGCAGAGAGAAGAUGUCUUGGUGCUGAGAUCUAUUAACGAUGUUAAUUUACCUAAAUUCUUGUCCCAUGAUAUACCACUUUUUGAGGGUAUAGUAUCAGAUUUGUUUCCUGGUGUUAAUUUACCUAAACCUGAUUAUUUACAUCUACAACAAGCCCUAGUCUACCAAAUUAAACAGAGAAAUCUUCAAGUUGUACCUUGGUUUAUUGAUAAAAUAAUACAGAUAUAUGAUAUGAUAAUGGUACGUCAUGGUUUGAUGAUAGUAGGUGAUCCUAUUGGAGGAAAAACUUCGGCUUUCAAAUGUCUUGCUGCUGCUUUGGGAGAUCUUCAUCAAAAACAGUUAAUGGAAGAAUUUAGGGUGCAAACAUGUAUUAUUAAUCCUAAAGCAGUAACAAUGAGUCAACUGUAUGGUUGUUUUGAUCCUGUAUCACAUGAAUGGACUGAUGGCAUUUUAGCCAAUACAUUUAGAGAACAUGCUUCUAGUACUAGUGAUGAUAGAAAAUGGAUUAUAUUUGAUGGUCCUGUGGAUGCUGUGUGGAUUGAAAACAUGAACACUGUGUUGGAUGAUAACAAAAAGUUAUGUUUAAUGAGUGGUGAAAUAAUACAGAUGAGUAAUAAACAGAACAUGAUAUUUGAACCUCAAGAUUUAGAACAAGCUUCACCUGCCACUGUUAGCAGAUGUGGUAUGAUAUAUUUAGAUCCACAUCAGUUAGGUUGGGAACCUCUAGUGACAUCAUGGUUAGAAACAAAUCUUCCUGAUAUUGUUACUAAGGAACAAACUCAGACUAUUAAGUUACUCUUUUCCUGGAUUGUGCCUCCAUGUUUAAAUUUUGUUACUAAAUACUGUCGCCAUUUGCUGCCAUGUCAUUUAAUGCAUUUCACAAUGAGUAUGUUAAAGUUGUAUGGUUGUCUGAUGGAAGAUGUCAAUCAGCCAGCAUCUGUCAUGGAUCAAAAACUCAAUGAGGAAAGAUCUAACAUGAUCAUUGCUUAUUUCUUUUUCUCUACCGUCUGGUCAGUUGGUGCUACACUAGACACAACAUCAAGACUUAAAUUUGAUGAGUUUUUCAAAACUUUAUGUGAAAUGGAAGGAACAACAGCCAAAUACCCUAAGCCAAAAGAUUUGAAGUUAGCCAGGAAUCUGUUAAUACCAAAGAAGGGUACAGUGUAUGACCAUGUUUAUAUUAGGAAACAAUAUGGUGCUUGGUGUACAUGGAGUUCUCUUGUAGAACCAUUCGAUAUUGAAUCUAAAGCCAAGGUGAAUGAUUUGAUAAUUAAUACAGUGGAAACUGAAAAACAACGAUAUUUCUUACAACAUUUUGUAAGUCGUGGUAAACCUGUGUUAUUUGUUGGUCCAACUGGUACAGGCAAAUCAGCUAUAACUAACAAUUUCUUAUUAAACUUACCAAAAGAUAAAUAUAUUAUAAAUAACAUCAACUUCUCGGCACAAACAUCAGCCAAUCAAACACAAGAUAUAAUAUUCUCUAAACUUGAUAGGAGAAGGAAGGGUAUUUAUGGACCUGCUCCUGGUAAAAAAUUGUGUGUAUUUGUGGAUGAUUUGAAUAUGCCAGCCAAAGAGAAAUAUGGUGCUCAACCACCUAUAGAAGUUCUACGUCAAUGGAUUGAUCAAGGUUACUGGUUUGACAGGCAAGUGAUAAAUACAUCUGUUCUCCAAAUAGUAGAUAUUAUAAUGGUCGCAGCAAUGGGACCCCCUGGUGGUGGAAGAAACAAAGUCACUCCAAGAUUCUUACGUCAUUUUAAUAUAAUUGGCAUUGAAAGUUUUGAUGAAGAGACCAUGAAGAAUAUAUUCUCACCAAUAAGUGACUGGCAUUUUAAAUCUUUUGAGACCUCUUUAAGAAGAUAUUCCAGGAUUAUAGUUGGUGCCACAAUAGAGAUGUUUGAGAAUGCAAUUUCUACAUUUUUACCUACUCCAUCUAAAUCGCAUUAUUUAUUCAAUUUACGAGAUUUUUCCAGAGUUAUACAGGGUGUUUUAUUAUUAAAACCUUAUGUAGUACCAGAAGGUGUAGAGGGGAAUCAGAAGAUAGCUAGACUAUGGGUACAUGAAGUUUAUAGAGUUUUCUAUGAUAGAUUGGUUGAUGACCAAGAUAGGAAAAAUUUCUUCAAAAUGAUAAAGGUAACUUUCCAGGUACAUUUUAAAGAGAAAUUUAAUACAUUGUUUGGUCAUCUAGCUGAGGCUGGUAAAGUAGUGUCAGAUGACAAUUUAAGAAGUUUACUAUUUGGUGAUUUUAUGGCUAAGAAAGAAGAAAGUAAAGUCUAUGAUGAAAUCAUGGAUAUUGAUGAAUUGAGAGAGACAAUGGAAUCAUAUUUAGAAGAUUAUAAUGUUAUGACUAAGGCUCCAAUGGACUUGGUUAUGUUCAGAUUUGCUAUUGAACAUAUUUCUCGAAUAAGUCGUGUUUUAAAACAACCCAAUGGACAUUGUUUGUUAGUUGGCAUUGGAGGUAGUGGAAGACAAAGCGCCACCAGAUUAGCUGCCUUUAUGGCUGAUUUUGAAGUAUUUCAAAUUGAAAUAACUAAGAAUUAUACAGCAGUAGAAUGGAGAGAUGAUUUAAGGAAAAUGAUGAAAAGAGCAGGAUAUGAAGGAAUAUCAACUGUCUUUUUAUUUGGAGAUCAUCAAAUAAAGGAUGAGUCAUUUCUAGAGGAUGUUAAUAUGAUAUUAAAUACAGGAGAUAUUCCUAAUUUAUAUGAAAAUGAAGAGAGACUUGAAAUCAUUGAAAGGAUGAUGGUAGUUUGUCAACAAGAGAAUCUCCAAAUAGAAUUAACAGCUUUAAAUAUGUAUAAUAAAUUUAUUGAGAGAGUUCGUCGCAAUCUACAUGUGGUAUUAGCCUUUAGUCCUAUUGGUGAUGCCUUCAGAAAUAGAUUGAGAAUGUUUCCCUCUUUGAUAAACUGUUGUACCAUUGAUUGGUUUAAGGCAUGGCCAGAAGAUGCACUAGAAUUGGUGGCCAAUAACUUUCUAGAUGAUGUUGAAAUGACACAAGAAGUAAGAGAAGAGACUGUUGUUAUGUGUAAACAUUUUCAUCAGAGUGUCAGAGCAUUGUCAGAACAAUACUUUGAUACCAUGAGAAGAAGAAAUUAUGUAACACCAACAUCAUAUUUAGAAUUGAUUAAGACCUUUAAAAACUUACUGAAUAAAAAACGAUUAGAAAUAUUGACGUUAAAGAAUAGAUAUAUGGUUGGAUUAGAAAAGCUGGAAUUUUCUGAACAACAGAUCAGUGUUAUGCAGAGUGAAUUAUUAGAUCUCCAACCCAAAUUAAUAGAAACGAGUAAAGAGACUGAAGAAUUAAUAGCUAUUAUUGAAGAAGAGACAGUGGAAGUUGAAGCUAAGAAGAAGAUUGUAGAAGAAGAUGAAGCUGUUGCUAAUAAAUCAGCUAUGGAAGCUAAAUCUAUUAAGGUUGAAUGCGAGGAGAAAUUAGCCGUUGCUAUGCCUGCUUUAAAUGCUGCUAUUGCUGCACUCAAUACAUUAAAACAAAAUGAUAUUACUAUAGUUAAAACAAUGACUAAUCCACCACAAGGAGUCAAACUGGUUAUGGAAUCUGUUUGUAUUAUGAAGGGUAUAAGGCCAGAAAGGAAAACAGAUCCUAGUGGAAAGUCAUUUGAAGACUAUUGGCCUGCCUCUAAAAGAAUGUUAAAUGAUAUGAAGUUUUUAGAUUCUUUAAGGGAAUAUGAUAAAGAUAAUAUACCCAGUACAAUUAUGAAGAAAAUAAGAGAUAAAUACAUUUCUAAUCCUGAUUUUGACCCAGCUAUUAUAAAGAAUAUAUCAUCAGCUUGUGAAGGAUUAUGUAAAUGGGUGAGAGCUAUGGAUAUUUAUGACAGUGUCAUUAAGGUAGUAGCUCCAAAACAGCGAAGUCUAAAAGCUGCAGAAUCAGUAUUAGCUGAACAAAUGGCUAAAUUACAUCAAACACAGGCUGAAUUAAAAGAAGUUACUGAUAAAUUACAAACAUUAAAUGAUCACCUCGAACAGAAACAAAUUGAAAAAAAGAAUCUAGAAGAUAAUAUAGAGAUGACUAAGAUUAAGAUUGAAAGAGCUACCAAGUUAAUCAGUGGUUUAGGAGGAGAGAAAGUUAGAUGGACUGAGAAUGUUGAUACAUUAAGUGAGACGUAUAUGAAUAUUGUUGGUGAUGUAUUAUUAUCAGCCAGUGUAGUGGCAUAUCUUGGUCCAUUUAUUUUGGAUUAUAGACAGGAAGCUUUAAAAGAAUGGUAUUCUAUGUGUAAAGAAAAAGGUAUACCAGUAUCUGAGGUAUUCUCUUUAUCAAAGAUAUUAGGUGAUCCUGUAAGAAUUAGAGAUUGGCAAAUAGCAGGUCUUCCUGUUGACAAUUAUUCGACAGAUAAUGCUAUAAUAGUGAUGUCAGCUAAUAGAUGGCCCUUAAUGAUAGAUCCACAAGGUCAAGCUAAUAAAUGGAUCAAGAAUAUGGAAAAGGCGAAUAAAUUAGGAAUAAUAAAACUCAAUGAUCCUAAUUAUACCAGAGUUCUUGAAAAUUGUCUGCAGUUUGGUAAUCCAUGUCUCUUAGAGAAUGUAGGUGAAGAAUUAGACCCAAUUUUAGAACCUAUUUUAUUAAAACAAACAUUCAAACAGAAUAAUUUAGAUUAUAUUCGACUUGGUGAACACAUUAUAGAAUAUAGCCAGGGUUUUACAUUUUAUAUUACAACUAGACUUCGUAAUCCUCAUUAUUUACCUGAAGUCUCUGUUAAAGUGACAUUAUUAAACUUUAUGAUCACACCAUUAGGUUUAGAAGAUCAGUUACUAGGUAUUGUAGCCGCUAAAGAGAAGCCAGAAUUAGAAGAAAAGAAAAACCAGUUGAUUGUAGAAAGUGCUGCAAAUAAACGUCAAUUAAAAGAAAUAGAGGAUAAAAUACUAGAAGUUCUUUCAUCAUCUCAGGGUAAUAUUUUAGAAGAUGAAACAGCCAUCAAUAUUUUAUCAUCCAGUAAAAUUCUAUCUGAAGAAAUUUCACAGAAACAAGAAAUAGCAUCAGAAACAGAAUCUGAAAUAGAUACAGUUAGAAAUGGAUAUAAACCAAUUGCUCAUCAUGGAAGUAUACUAUUUUUUACUAUCAGUGAUUUAGCUAAUAUCGAUCCUAUGUAUCAGUAUUCAUUGGCUUGGUUUAUAAACUUGUAUCAUCAGUCAAUACUGAACAGUGAUAAAUCAGAUGAACUGUGGGAAAGAAUAAAUAAUCUGAGAGAACAUCUUACAUAUAGUAUUUAUAAAAAUGUGUGCCGUUCUCUAUUUGAAAAAGAUAAAUUACUAUUCUCAUUCCUACUGUGUAUUGGGCUGGAAAAAGGAAGAGGUGACAUCAAUGAUCAGAGUUGGAGGUUUUUAUUGACUGGUGGUGUAGCUCUAGAAAAUCCUUUCCCCAACCCAGCAUCAUCAUGGUUAGCUGAUAAAUCAUGGGCUGAGAUUGUCAGAGCUUCAUCUAUGAAGGCAUUUACAGGAUUUAUGGAUCACUUUCAAAAACAUGUACAUGAUUGGAAAAAGAUCUAUGAUUCAGCAACACCUCAUCUAGAAACAUUACCACUACCCUGGUGUGAUUGUCUUACAAACCUAGAGGAAUUGAUAGUUUUAAGAUGUCUCAGACCUGAUAAAAUGGUACCAGCAAUUCAGAAAUAUAUAGCUGAGAGAAUGGGUCAGAUAUAUAUUGAACCACCUACAUUUGAUUUAUCAUUAUGUUAUCAAGAUUCUAAUUGUUAUUCACCAUUAAUAUUCGUGUUGUCUCCUGGUGCUGACCCAAUGGCUGGUCUAUUCAGAUUUGCUGAAGAAAAAGGAAUGGGUAAUAAAGGCUUACAAACUAUAUCAUUAGGACAAGGUCAAGGUCCUAUUGCAGAGAAGAUGAUUUUAGAGGCAUUGGAGAAAGGUACCUGGGUGGUUUUACAGAAUUGUCAUCUUGCUGCUUCUUGGCUACCAGAACUUGAAAGAAUUUGUGAAUCUGUAAUAACUGACCAGACUAAAACCAAGAAUUCAUUUAGAUUAUGGUUAACAAGUUACCCAUCUUCAGUAUUUCCCGUCUCAGUCUUACAAAAUGGUGUUAAAAUGACCAAUGAACCACCAAAAGGUCUGCGUGCCAAUCUACUGAGAUCCUAUCUCAAUGAUCCUAUUUCUGAUCCAAUGUUCUUCCAUAGUAGUAACAAACCAAAGGAAUUUGAAAAGCUUUUAUUUGGAUUGUGCUUUUUUCAUGCUUUGGUUCAAGAAAGAAGGAAGUUUGGUCCACUAGGUUGGAAUAUACCAUAUGAAUUUAAUGAAUCUGAUUUACGUAUCUCAGUUCGACAACUUGAGAUGUUUAUAAAUGAUUAUGAUGAACCACCAUUAGAAGCAUUAACGUAUUUAACUGGUGAAUGUAAUUAUGGUGGAAGAGUGACUGAUGAUUAUGAUAGAAGAUUAAUAAUGAGUAUAUUAAAAAUAUUUUAUUGUCAAGAGAUAAUAGACAAUGAUAAUUAUAAGUUUUCUGAUAGUGGCUUAUAUUAUGCACCAGUAAAGGGAAGUUAUCAACAUUACUUGAAGUAUGUACGGCAAUUACCAUUGAUCCCACAUCCAGAGGUUUUUGGUCUUCAUGAAAAUGCAGAUAUCUCGAAAGAUCAACAUGAAACUCAACAGAUGUUUGAUGGGAUUCUGUUAACCUUACCAAGACAGAUAUCUGGUGGAGGAAAAUCAUCCCAGCAAAUUAUAGAAGAGUUAGCAAGUGAUAUAUUAUCAAAAAUACCACCAGAUUUUAACUUAGAAGAAGUUAAGAAUAAAUAUCCAGUACGAUAUGAAGAAUCAAUGAAUACUGUAUUAGUACAAGAAUUAAUUCGAUUUAACAGAUUAAUACAAGUUGUGCGUCAAAGUUUACAAGAUAUAAGAAAAGCUAUUAAAGGUUUAGUUGUUAUGUCAUCUGAACUAGAAGAUGUAUUCUACAGUAUGAUGGUUGGAAAGGUACCUGCAAUGUGGGCUUCUAAAUCUUACCCAUCAUUAAAACCAUUAGGAAGUUAUAUAACUGACCUUCUGGCUAGAUUACUAUUCUUUAAGGAUUGGAUAUUUAGUGGUUCACCAACAGUAUUCUGGAUUUCUGGUUUUUACUUUACACAAUCAUUUUUAACUGGUGUACUACAAAAUUAUGCAAGACGUUUUAAAAUCCCAAUUGAUCAUUUAGGAUUUGAAUUUGAAGUUACAAACCAUGAAUCAACUGUAUCUGCAAAGCCUACAAAUGGUGCAUACAUAAAAGGGUUAUUCAUGGAAGGUGCUAGAUGGUGUCGACAAACUAAAUGUAUAGAAGAAGCGUUACCAAAAAUUCUCUAUGAUAUUAUGCCUGUUAUUUGGUUAAAACCAGGAGAGAAAUCAAGUUUUGAAGAGGGACACAAUUAUGCUUGUCCAGUUUAUAAAACAAGUGCUAGAAGAGGAACAUUAUCCACAACUGGUCAUUCUACUAAUUAUGUUUUAACAAUUUUAUUACCAACAAAACAACCAGACAGUCACUGGGUCAACAGAGGUGUAGCUCUACUUUGUCAACUAGAUGAUUAG
Messenger RNA from Lottia gigantea (owl limpet), 11601 nucleotides. RefSeq lists its product as hypothetical. Gene Ontology annotation, cellular component: dynein complex. The coding region runs from base 1 to 11601 and encodes 3866 amino acids. Gene Ontology annotation, molecular function: ATP binding; minus-end-directed microtubule motor activity; ATP hydrolysis activity. Gene Ontology annotation, biological process: microtubule-based movement. The transcript has 75 exons. Lineage: Eukaryota; Metazoa; Mollusca; Gastropoda; Lottiidae. The record is from RefSeq and is a predicted model, not a curated record.